AUGUCGAGCGAAACGAAUACUCCUGCAGGGUCCUCGUCCUUAAUUAACGAAACGUUGUCCGUUACUACUUCAAAUGAUAUCUCAGCUCUAGUGCAAGAAGAUUCCUCAGAAAAGCAAGCUCGCAAGAAACAAAAUCGACAAAACUGGAAAAGCCCAUCUAAGGGCGACGGUAAAGACGUAAAAGCAAACAAGCCUAUUGUCAUUUCCGAUGACAAUAAUGGGUCUGAUCAAUCCAAAAAUAAAGAGGCUGAAGUAUUAGAUAUGAACGUUGCCCAACAUCAACGUCGAAAGUCAACUGCUAACACUUCCGACAUAUCAAAUAAAAGUAAAAAUUCUAAUAACAAUAGUACUGAUAAAUCUGUUCAUCGCCGCGGUAAAUCAAUGGCAAACGUCGGGGAACUCCAAGGCGUCUCUUCAAAAAACGGAAAUGGUAAAUCUAAAGGUAGUAAGGAUGAUUCUGAAAAUAAAUCAGAAGCUUUAGAAUCUUUGCAGCAAAUUAUUGCUAGUCUCAAGAGUAUACCACCUAAACCUCAGAAAUCAGAUAAAAAAGAUGGUGAUGAUACCGCAGACUUUGUUUUUAAACAUAAACGGCAUGAAUCGAGUGCAUCUAGCACUGGAAAGCGUACUAAUGCGCCUGCUAAACAACAUAAAAAGGGUACUUCUGUGUCAUUCUCAUUCCCCCUGACAACGGCAGUUACUACUUCAUUAAAGCCUAUUCCUGAUUCGGAAGAUGGCAAACCUAUUGACAUUGAAAAUGCUUUGCAAGACACUAUCUCCUCUUUGAGGCGCAUGAAUGAUGAGACUGAAGAAGAAAAGAGGACUCGACGUAAAAAGAACCCCUUUAACAGAAAAUCACCUAAUCUUGACGAUAUGACACAGUCUAGUAUCGAUAAAAGGCAAGAAUUGGAUUCUCCUAAGUCUCCAUUUGACUUUAAGAAAACUAUGGACGACCAACAACAGCCAACUGCGAAGAAGACCCAUCGCCGUCACCAGUCUCUUGGUUAUACCUUAUCUACUUCCUCAUCUUCAACAUCUAUUGUGAAGCCUAAUCUUCCUAUUCAUGGUCGACGCCACAGUGUAGCCCUUAAUGGUAGCAAAGAUGUGCUUAAAGAACUUGAAAAGAGCCAAGGCAGGCUUGUUGGGUCAGAAGUAAAGGGCCAUCGCCGUAGCAAUUCAAGAAACUUUGAUGGCAACUGGCGAUCAACUCAACCAUUCCAGCCAUUUCCACUACCUAAAUUUGGCGCAAUUCAGAAGAAACAGCAACAGAAUCAACAAAAUUCUAACAAUCAACAGCAAAGGAAGUCUCUCUUCGCGCCUUAUCUUCCGCAAGCCUCUCUUCCGCCACUUCUUAAAAAUUGUCAACUCGUUUCUGGUGUUUUACGAAUCAAUAAACGUAAUCGAUCUGAUGCCUAUGUAGCCACCGAGUCUCUCGAUGCUGACAUCUACAUAUGUGGUUCCAAGGACAGAAAUCGUGCAUUAGAAGGUGAUGUAGUCGCAGUAGAGUUGUUAGAUCCUGAGAAAGUCGACAAAAAGAAAGACGACGUUGAAGUCGAAGGGCAAGGUCUUCAUCUUUUUGAUGAUGAUGACAUUGCUACAGAUGAACAGAGGCCAAAAUAUUGUGGCCAUGUUGUUGCAGUUAUGGAACGAAUGCCAGGGCAACUUUUUUCUGGAACACUUGCUCUUUUGAGACCAUCGUCCACUGCAACUAAAGAAAGGGAAGCAGCUGAAAAAGCUCGAAGAGAGGCCGAAGAUAGAGCUGCUGGAAUUGAACCUAAAGUGGAAGAGUCCAGAGAAGAGAAGAAAGAUGAUAAAAAUGAGCGUCCAAAGAUUGUCUGGUUUAAGCCGACAGACAAACGUGUACCUUUAAUUGCCAUUCCAACAGAGCAAGCACCACCUGAUUUCGUCGAAAAUCAUCAAUCUUAUGCCCAGCAAUUGUUUGUUGCUUGUAUUAAGCGCUGGCCUAUAACCUCCCUUCAUCCUUUUGGUACUUUAGUGACACAGAUAGGAGAGAUUGGUAGUAUUGAAGUAGAAACAGAAGCUCUUCUUAAGGAUAAUAAUGUUUCUUCUGAAGAAUUCAAUGAAAAUGUGACAAAAUGCCUUCCAUCGACACCCUGGGCAAUUCCCGAAAAGGAACUUGAAGCACGUAAAGAUUUAAGAUCAACUACCAGAAUUUUCUCGAUUGAUCCUCCUACCGCAAAGGAUCUGGAUGAUGCUGUUUCUUGUAGUCGUUUGCCAGACGGAAAUUACGAAAUAGGUGUUCAUAUUGCGGAUGUAAGUUAUUUCGUUAAGCAAAACAGUGCGCUUGACCGAGAAGCUCGUAAAAGAGCAACAACUGUGUAUUUGGUCCAAAAACUCUCCUUCUCUGUAAUUUGGAAAAUGACACCAGAAGGUAAAACUAUGGAGACAUGGUACGGCCGCACUGUAAUUCGACCAUGCGCUAGAUUAUCAUAUGAAGAUGCGCAGGAAGUGAUCGAUGGAAAACCUUUAAACCCUGAAGUCAAAAUUUUUAAUGAUUACGUUGCUAAAGAAGUUGAGGCUGAUAUUAAAGGUCUCUCUCAACGUUUGCGAGAACAACGACUCAAGCGUGGAGCGUUGUCUAUGGGCAAUAUCAAAUUAAAUUUUGAGCUGGAUGAACACAAUAAUCCUAUCGAAUGCAAAGUAUGCGAACAUAAAGAAGCCAAUCAACUUAAUGAAGAAUUCAUGUUACUUGCAAACAUGAGUGUUGCACAAAAAAUAUCUAGUGCUUUUCCCGAACAGGCAUUGCUUAGAAGACAUGCUACUCCUAUUGAACGUAGACUUAAUGAUUUUGUUGAGCAUGCUAAAAGAUUAGGAUAUGAUAUUGAUGCUUCUUCGGCUGGAGCAUUACAAAGAUCUUUCAAUGCUAUCGAAGACGAUGAUGCUAGAGCGGUUUUGAAACUUCUUGCUAUAAAACCAAUGCAAAGAGCUAAAUAUUUCUGUACUGGAACUUUAGACAUUGCAAAAUAUCAUCAUUAUGCUUUGAAUGUACCACUUUAUACACAUUUUACUUCACCUAUUCGUCGUUACGCUGACGUUCUUGUUCAUCGUAUGCUUGAAGCUGCAUUAUCUGGUGAGAAACGCUUCUAUCUUGACAAGGAUGCUGUCCAAAAAACAGCCAAUCAUUGCAAUGUUAAAAAAGAAGCAGCGAAAAACGCACAAGAACAAAGUAGCCAUCAAUUCCUCUGUGUCCUCCUUCAUAAUCUGACUGUACAAUCUGGUCCUGUAAUUCGCGAGGCCGUUGUCAUUGGUGUCAAAGACCAUGCAUUUGAUGUUUUAGUGCCCGUAUUUGGAAUUGAAAAACGUGUUCAUUUAGAUCAACUUCCGCUAGAAAGAUUUUAUUUAAACGAAGAAACAGAUGAAUUGACCUUGCAUUGGAAACAGGGAGUUAGUUCUCUCGAACCGAUUCCCGAAGAUGAUGGGUUCGGCGAAGAUGAAGAAGAUGGUUUGGAUGUUGACGAAGAUGCUUUACUUGCAGAUGUCAAUGACGAUUAUCACUAUGAAUUGAUGGAUGUCACAAGUCUCCCAAUUGAAGAUGAGCAUCGACUAUUUGAUGCUAAUUCAGAUAUCGGUGAUGAUGAUAUUGAAGAUGACGAGUUUCAAGUAUCUGGUGAAGAGGAUGAUAGCAAUGAUGAUACGUCAAUUGUUGCUGCGCCUUUAUCAUCUAGUGAAUCUCCUAAGACGGACAUUCCCUCAACAGAAACGCCAUUUCUUAGUCAAGCAGCUUCUACAAAAAGCACUCUACCUGCUAUAAAAAUCUCAGAAUUACCACAGCUGCCUAUAAUUUCUGAUCCCACUAUUCCUAACUCUCAAAUUAUCAAAGAGCUUUGUCAUCUUCAAGUAGUUAUUACUGCGGAUUGUAAAAAAAGUCCACCUGUUAUUAAAGUUUUGGCUAUUAACCCUUAUGCAUAG
Molecule: messenger RNA, 3927 nt
Organism: Scutellospora calospora
Lineage: Eukaryota; Fungi; Glomeromycota; Glomeromycetes; Diversisporales; Gigasporaceae
Source: the annotation of a GenBank genome assembly